Solanum pennellii is the source of this 2742-nucleotide messenger RNA. Its product is annotated as putative disease resistance protein At1g50180. The record is from RefSeq and is a predicted model, not a curated record. Gene Ontology annotation, biological process: defense response to other organism. The transcript has a single exon. The coding region runs from base 1 to 2742 and encodes 913 amino acids. Lineage: Eukaryota; Viridiplantae; Streptophyta; Magnoliopsida; Solanales; Solanaceae. Gene Ontology annotation, molecular function: ADP binding.
AUGCAAAAUGAGCUUGUCAGUAUGAAGUGUUUCCUGAAAGAUGCAGAUAUGAAGCAAGAGGAAGAUGAGGCCGCAACAAUCCGCAAUUGGGUAUCUGAAAUCAGAGCAGUUGCCUACCACGCUGAGGAUGUCAUUGAAAUAUUCAUCCACCAAGUUGAGUCCCAAACACUACAGUGUUUCUUCAUCAAGUGUGUCUUAUAUCCUAAGAAACUAUACUGUCUUUACAAAGUAGGGAAGGAGAUUGAAUCGAUUCAGACCAGAAUUCUUGAAAUAUCCAACCGUCGUGAAAGAUACGGCAUCAGGAAUAUUCAAGGUCUCGGAGAUGGGGAAGGGUCAAGCACAACACAUAAGAAGCUGCGUGAACUAAGACGCUCCUCGCCCUUGGUUGCCAACAAGGAUGUUGUUGGUCUAGAGAAGCAUGUGAACUCUGUCGUGUCAAUCCUUCUGAAGGAGGACAAACGGCUUCGUGUUGCUUCAAUUGUUGGUAUGGGGGGCGUCGGCAAGACGACUCUCGCGAAGGAAGUUUAUAACCAAACUCAAAUCAGAGAAAAGUUUGACAUUCGGGCAUGGCUUUAUGUAUCCCAAGAUUAUAAGCCCAUGAAGAUCAUCAAGGAACUCAUUUUACAACUGGCAAGUCCAGAAGAAGAUAAAGUGAAGAUAGUCGAUACGAUGGACAAAUUGUCAGAGGCUGGUUUGGAGGAAAUGCUCCAGAGGUGUUUGAAAGAUACAUGCUAUCUCAUUGUUCUUGAUGACAUCUGGACCACAGAAGCAUGGGAUCUCAUUGUUAGGUCAUUUCCUGACAACGGUAAGUCAAGUAGAUUGCUACUUACCAGCCGCAGUAAGGAGGUUGCCUUGCAUGCAGAUGCUCAUACUACACUUUAUGAACAUAAAGUAUUGAGCAAAGAGGAGAGCUGGGAACUCUUUCUCAAGAAAGUAUUUGCUGAGGAUAGAGAGUGUCCACAGGACUUGGUGGACGUGGGAAAAGAGAUUCUGGAAAAAUGUGAUGGGUUGCCACUGGCGAUCACUGUCAUAGGUGGUCUCUUGGCUGGGAAGAAGAAGCAAAGAAGUGAGUGGCAGAGAGUACAGCGAGGCCUCAGUUCAUACCUUGUCAAAACUCAAACUUAUGGCGUAUCAACAAUUUUGGCGUUGAGUUAUCAGGACUUACCUCCCCAUUUGAAAUCUUGCUUUCUCUACUUAGGCCUUCUCCAAAAAGGCAAAGACAUCCCUGUGAAGCAACUCAUGCACAUAUGGAUUGCCCAUGGUCUUAUUCAUCAAAAGGGAGAACAAACAUUAGAGGACAUUGUGGAGGAUUAUCUUGAUGAGCUAAUUGGCAGAAAUAUGCUUCAAGUAAUCCUAGUUAGAGCAGAUGACAGAGUUAAGAGUUGCCGGCUCCAUGAUCUCCUACGAGACUUUUGUAUAAUGAAGGCCAGGGAAGAAAUGUUUCUGGAGGUAGAUAAUCCAUCUAUAUCCCUCUCUGCAUCUCGGCACCGUGUCCUUUACUCUCCAGUAAAGAGGUACAAAUAUUUUGGAAAUUCAAAAUCGUAUAUAAGGUCUCUUCUAUCCUUUGAUUCAUCUUCUAAACUAGUUAACCUUGAUUGUAUUUGUACGAGUAGUUUCAAACUUCUCAGAGUGCUAUACAUAGACUCUCCUGGUUUAAAGGUGAUCUCAGAUAGUAUUGGGAAACUAUGUUCCUUGAAGUACUUAGGCAUAGGAUGGAAGACAUGUAUUAAGAAUUUUCCCCAUUUGAUAAGUCGUUUGCAGAACUUGGAAACAAUAGAUAUGCCCAUGUCUAGGUUUUAUUCUGUGAAAGUUCCUAAUGUUUUAUGGAAGUUAGAGAAUUUACGGCAUAUACUUGGUUACAUCAAUAACCCCCGCCUAUUGAAGAUUGACCUACCUAACAAUCUCCAAACUCUAGGCAGCAUACCUGUUCAUCACUGGAUGCACCAUGAAAGCCUGACUAGAAUGACUCAUCUCCAAAAAGUUGGUUUACUCAUUGGAAGUGCUGAUAACCUAGACAUGAAUCGAGUAUGUAAUUCACUUGCAGAGCUUAAGAGCCUUCAAUCCUUGUGUUUGGAAGUAGAGGGUAACAGGAAAAUAUCUUUGGUUGCUGGUUUAUCUAAGUUGAGUCAUGUUGUCAAGCUUAAGUUGAAGGGAGGCUUAGCAUCAAUACCAGUUAAUUCUUGCGUAUUUCCACCUAAGCUUUGUCAGCUGACUUUGGUGAACUCAAACCUCCAUCCAGAUUCAAUCCGAGUAUUGGAGAAGUUAGCCAACUUGUCAGUUCUAAAACUAGUCAAAGCCUUUUAUCAUUAUGAUUGGUAUCAAGAGUAUAGGAUAAGAAUAUCGGAGAAUGGGUUUCGUGGUCUCAAGUUCCUCAGGAUGGAUCAACUAGUGUAUAUGAAAGCGAUGAAUCUAGGAAAAGGUGCAAUGGCAGGACUCGAAUGCCUGCAGAUCUUCAAAUGCUACUCGUUGACGAGGCUCCCAGGAGAGUUGAUAUCAUUGUCUAACCUUAAGAAGCUUGAGAUUCGAGGAAUGCCUAAAGAAUUUUUUGCUAGGCUUCGAGUUUCGGAUUUGCACAAACUCCAACACAUUCCCAACAUUGUGGUUGGACAUCCCAGCACAGAUUAUGAAGAAUGGAUCCAACAACUGGAGCGUAGAAAUAUGGCUGCAAGUACAACGGAAAGAAGGGCCAAGAAAAUUUUCCUUGAAUCUUUAAAAAAACAUUUGCCUGAGGGAGUUUUUUAA